UGCAAUCCUCCACGUAUGUCAAAACGAAUUGUCAACUUUUAUCGGGGAGUGUUGGCCGGAAUUUGUUGAUUUUCCGUGUCUUUUAGAUAAUACUACUGUUUUUUCGUAGUUUUGCAACUAUAUCUUCUUAACAUAAUUCAUAAUGGUCACUUUACUGAAUACUAUCGACACGGGCCAUGAGGAUAUGAUCCACGGCGCCGAAGUGGACUACUACGGACUCCGGCUUGCGACAUGUUCAUCAGAUAAUUCGGUGAAAAUUUUUGAUAUUAAAAACGGGAGUCAAACUUUGGUGGCGGAUCUAAAGGGGCAUGGUGGACCAGUAUGGCAAGUGGCAUGGGCUCAUCCUAAAUAUGGGAACAUUUUAGCCUCAUGCUCGUAUGACCGGAAAGUGAUUAUUUGGAAGGAGUCAGGAGAUUGGGUGAAAUUGUACGAAUACGGUAAUCAUGACUCGUCCGUAAACUCUGUGGCUUGGGCACCAGCCGAUUAUGGAUUAAUAUUAGCAUGUGGUAGCUCCGAUGGUUCUAUUUCUAUUUUAACAUGUAACGUUGAAUUCGGCACGUGGGAUUCCAAAAAAAUUUCAAACGCCCAUACAAUUGGCUGUAAUGCUGUUAGUUGGUGUCCAUCAACUGUUCCAGAGCCUGGAUUUGACCAAAAAACAAUUCGUUCCGGCAACAUUAAACGCAUCGCUUCUGGCGGUUGUGAUAAUUGCGUGAAAAUUUGGAAAGAAGAUCAAGAUCGUUGGGUUGAGGAGUCACGUCUCGAAGCUCAUUCUGAUUGGGUGCGUGAUGUGGCUUGGGCACCUAGCAUUGGAUUACCACGGUCGCAAAUCGCCUCAUGCUCACAAGAUCGCCGUGUUAUUAUUUGGAAUAGUGAAGAUUUGACAACAUGGACUCCACUUAUUCUGCAUACGUUCGAUGACGUCGUGUGGAAUGUGAGCUGGUCGUUGACAGGAAACAUUUUGGCAGUAUCGGGAGGUGAUAAUAAGGUGAGCUUAUGGAAAGAGAAUAAUGAAAACCAAUGGACGUGUAUAAGCGACGAUUCGAAUGCAUCGAGCGGAGCGUCUGAACAGAGAGCACUCUAAGUGGUGGGGAAGGAGAAAUUAUUUUGCAUUUUCCUAUUUGUUAUAAAUCAAAUUGAAAUUUAAUAGAAAGUCGAAUAAAAAGUUCAUAUAAAACAAA
Messenger RNA from Hermetia illucens (black soldier fly), 1178 nucleotides. It is a transcript of the gene Sec13, whose product is annotated as protein SEC13 homolog. Gene Ontology annotation, molecular function: protein binding; structural molecule activity. The transcript is spliced from 2 exons. Gene Ontology annotation, cellular component: COPII vesicle coat; nuclear pore outer ring. Gene Ontology annotation, biological process: positive regulation of TOR signaling; COPII-coated vesicle budding; protein import into nucleus. The record is from RefSeq and is a predicted model, not a curated record. Bases 143 to 1081 code for a protein of 312 amino acids. Lineage: Eukaryota; Metazoa; Arthropoda; Insecta; Diptera; Stratiomyidae.